AUGAGGAUUUUUAGACCGUGGAGACUGCGCUGCCCUGCCCUGCGCCUGCCUUCUUUCCCUGUGUUCUCACUCAAGUGGAGCUUGCCCUCCCUCCCCACUGACGAGACCAUGUGUAAAAGCGUGACCACAGGUGAAUGGAAGAAGGUCUUCUAUGAGAAGAUGGAGGAGGCCAAGCCAGCCGACAGCUGGGACCUCAUCAUAGAUCCCAACCUCAAGCACAACGUGCUAGCCCCGGGCUGGAAGCAGUACCUGGAAUUGCAUGCCUCAGGCAGGUUCCACUGCUCCUGGUGCUGGCACACCUGGCAGUCGCCCCACGUGGUCAUCCUCUUCCACAUGUACCUGGACCGCGCCCAGCGGGCGGGCUCGGUGCGCAUGCGCGUCUUCAAGCAGCUGUGCUAUGAGUGCGGAACCGCGCGGCUGGACGAGUCGAGCAUGCUGGAGGAGAACAUCGAGAGCCUGGUGGACAACCUCAUCACCAGCCUGCGCGAGCAGUGCUACGGGGAGCGUGGCGGCCAGUACCGCAUCCACGUGGCCAGCCGCCAGGACACCCGGCGGCACCGCGGCGAGUUCUGCGAGGCCUGCCAGGAGGGCAUCGUGCACUGGAAGCCCAGCGAGAAGCUGCUGGAGGAGGAGGCGACCACCUACACAUUCUCCCGGGCGCCCAGCCCCACCAAGCCCCAGGCCGAGGAGGGUUCUGGCUGCAACUUCUGCUCCAUCCCCUGGUGCUUGUUUUGGGCCACAGUCUUGCUGCUGAUCAUCUACCUGCAGUUCUCCUUCCGCAGCUCUGUCUGA
This is a messenger RNA of Mustela lutreola (European mink), 792 nucleotides long. RefSeq names its product receptor transporter protein 1 (gene RTP1). Bases 1 to 792 code for a protein of 263 amino acids. Lineage: Eukaryota; Metazoa; Chordata; Mammalia; Carnivora; Mustelidae. Gene Ontology annotation, biological process: protein targeting to membrane; protein insertion into membrane; detection of chemical stimulus involved in sensory perception of bitter taste. Gene Ontology annotation, cellular component: cell surface. The record is from RefSeq and is a predicted model, not a curated record. Gene Ontology annotation, molecular function: olfactory receptor binding. The transcript has 2 exons.